AUGGCCGUUUUCACUUCCAAAAAGUACCGGUCUGCCGCCGACCUCAACUCCGGCGCCGCCAAGUACCGUCGCGCCAUCGCCAAACACCCCUUCCUCACCUUCGGCCUGCCGUUUCUGACUAUCAUCAUUGCCGGGUCGUUUGUGCUGACCCGUGCCACGGCCAUUCGGUACGAGAAGCACGAUAGGAGGGUGAAGCAGAUGACGAGGGACGAGGAGUUGAAUGUGCGCAAGAACCCGCGCAAGGUGGAUUGGAGGGAUGAGUACCAGAGAUUGAGAGCGGACAAGGACCUCGAUGAUUGGCAGCAGAAGAGAGCCGAGCGUCUUCCCGGUGAACCCGAUGGUACGAUGUAA
This is a messenger RNA of Scedosporium apiospermum, 351 nucleotides long. RefSeq lists its product as uncharacterized. Gene Ontology annotation, biological process: mitochondrial respiratory chain complex IV assembly. Bases 1 to 351 code for a protein of 116 amino acids. Gene Ontology annotation, cellular component: mitochondrial inner membrane. The transcript is spliced from 2 exons. The record is from RefSeq and is a predicted model, not a curated record. NCBI's taxonomy places the organism in Eukaryota, Fungi, Ascomycota, Sordariomycetes, Microascales, Microascaceae.